AUGUCAACGCUGCUUCACACCUUGCAAACCGAGUUUGAUAAAUUUUACGACUCUUCUUCGAGGGAACCUAUCACCAAGAGAUGUGCUGAAGAGACACAGACAUUUAAGUUGCAACUGAAGAAGCUGAAAGCUCAUCUGGCGAAGCACAUCCAAGACUCAGAGUCAGCGAGUAGUGAAGGAAACGAAAUAGAAAAGGAGAAGAGUAAGAGGAGAAAGGAUUACGUGGUGGACAAGCUGAGGAAAUCGCACAAGUCAUGGGAUCAGUCGCUCAAGAAGCAAGUGAAGCAUUUAUCUCAGCAGCAUGCGAGGUUUGGAAGGGUAGCCUUGGUUAAACUCUUCGACUUUGGUGGCAUUGAUGAUGUUUACGUGAAUAAACUUCCUGCAGGCUCGAAGAAGGCUGUUGAUGGGGCCAUUAGUUUCCAUAUAUCGAGAUACAACAUAGGGAACUUGUCGGUUAAUGGCGGUGCAGAAAUGACAAGGUACUUGAAUGAUAUGUACGGAAUCCCGGAAAAGACAUCCUCCAAAUUCGUUGAGAUGGGUCAGAUUGUUCAAGAUUUGAAGCUUGGCGACUCUACAAGUUGUCGCAAAUGGUGUGUGGAAAAUUCUCCCUUGAUUUUCGAAUUAUACGUUUUAGAAUGCUUACAACUGUUUGCAAGAGGUAACACUCUUGAGACUUAUCACCACCUUACGGCAAAGUUACCGCCAUGUUCAUUCCAUCAGAUAACCAAACAUGUGUCACCGAUUCUCACGCAGCUUGUGCUCGGGCAGACCAUUCAGAAUAUCGAUGAGGCUAUUCAACUUCAGUUGAAGAAGUGCAUUUCAUUGUUCACCAAGGAAUACUGUGCAAGGAAAAACCUGCCCUUCGAUUCACCGUUGUUUUUGAUUGUCCUAAGUGGUGUUAUCUCCUUUAAAUUCUUCAUGAAAUAUACGACUAUCAGGGCUGCUUCUCAUGUUGACUGGACUACCGAAGAUGAGCUGCCAUUUGAUGUGCAGCUGCCCAAUUUCCUAUGUCAUUUCCAUCCCAUAUUCAUCUGCCCGGUCCUGAAGGAGGAAACCACCGAGGAUAAUCCUCCUUAUUCACUUCCCUGUCAUCACAUUCUUUCGAAAAAAUCGAUGGAGCGUUUGUCAAAGAAUGGGACGUCCACUUUUAAAUGUCCUUAUUGCCCCGUUAACGCCUCCAAGUCUAAGACCAGAAGGGUCAAUUUUGUAAUGUUGUAG
Torulaspora globosa is the source of this 1218-nucleotide messenger RNA. It is a transcript of the gene RMD5, whose product is annotated as ubiquitin-protein ligase RMD5. Gene Ontology annotation, cellular component: cytoplasm; GID complex; nucleus. The record is from RefSeq and is a predicted model, not a curated record. Lineage: Eukaryota; Fungi; Ascomycota; Saccharomycetes; Saccharomycetales; Saccharomycetaceae. The transcript has a single exon. Gene Ontology annotation, biological process: proteasome-mediated ubiquitin-dependent protein catabolic process. Gene Ontology annotation, molecular function: ubiquitin protein ligase activity. The coding region runs from base 1 to 1218 and encodes 405 amino acids.